AUGUCAGUAAACAAGCCUGGUCUCAGCACUUACGAAUUCGGCAAGGCUCUGCACGAUGGUACCCCAGCCACUUCUGCAGUUGGCGCUACUGGUGGCGGAAACAUGGCUGGGAACAUGUUCUGUUCCACGACAGACCUCGUCCUUCUCAACAACCAGCUUCUUAAGCAGAAGUUUCAGCCAAACCGGGGCAAAGGCGUCGUUCGGCUCACUUGUCUCCUGUGGUGGUACCCCUCAGAGUGCACAGAGAAGGUCCUCUUCCAUGUCAUCUCCAGUUUGCCUAUUUCUUCCUCAUCGACCUCUACCGGAGUCGCUGCAAUUUUCUUGAAAGCAUUCAGCUUGGCCUCCCUAGAUUUGUUCGAAAUUCUUAGUGUUUGUGUCAUCCUAGUUACUGCCUCCUACUGCGUCAAGAACACUGGAGAGCUGAAAAAGAGAGGAAAGUCGGAGCUUCCAACAGCAAGCCCGGAGAAGCCGACCUCCUUCAGCUCCGAGAUUAAUGCAUUUGCGGACCGUCGCUCGAUUUGCGUGCACCGUCUUGUGACAAACCUGGAAGCCUCAGUUAUUCCUCAGUUCAGUGGGAUGAUGAAGGUAUCAUGGAACAGCCCAACUGCUGUCAUCGAUCAGUUAGCCUACGUCGCCACCAGCAUCGGCCACCUAAUGACUCAUUUCGCCAUCAUCCGGUACACCCUCUUCUCGGUCAGCGCCCAUUAUACACAGAUUUGUAUCAAACUCUGGGACCCAUUUAUCAGUCUGUUUAUGGCUUCUAUCUCUCUUCUUCUCUCUAUCGGUGCAAGGUAGGAAUCACGUUGGGUGCUGAAAAGCUGUUGCUAGGUAACCAAUGUCCGAAGUCAGCUCUUUGGAAACUGCCCCUUUUCGAAACAAAGAUCCCAGCCGCCGCUACGCCGUUUCCCAGGUCUUGGGCAGGAGAGCAUAGGCCACGCCGAGCGGAUCAUAAAGACGGUAAUGCUGACCAUCGGCACAUCGUAAUCGUCGACCCCCUUCGUUGCAGUUACCGAUUCUGCAUCUCAGACCCCCAGAAGAACCGAUACCACGCGGAUCCUUGUGCCGAUAGCGGCUUCCAACAUUAAUCCCUUCGAUGCGCACUGCGCGGUCCGAGGAGCCGUUCAAUAACGCUACCGUACUGGGCUUCAUGAUGGGUCCGGUGGACGCCAAGGCCGCGAUAACAUGUUUCAAGAGCUUCUUCCAACACCUGUCGAACGCGGAUGUCUCGGUGCUACAAAUAUCCCCAACGUGAAGGGUGCAAAAUGCGCGACCAGUCUCUUAUUCUUGACAACUUCCUAGAAGCUGGUAAGGCCAGAAACACCUCCAAAUGCGCAGACCCAUCAGCCUUGCACGCUGGCUCCUCUGUUGCUAGCAGUCUUCAGCGUCAGGCCUUGUCGGCGACGGUCGGCCCCUCGAAGAAGCAGGGAGGCCAAAACUCCCAAAGUCGAAUGUGGAGUAGCUGUUACAGAAGAAGCAUUAGAAACCGAUUAUUUUGACCGACAUGCGGUCACAUCAGCUCCAAUGUGUAUCUGCGCUCAAAAGUGUCAAUUCAUUCGGACAACUCUGUUCAGUUCAAGGGACGUCAAACCAAAUGGCUCGUAAAACAGAUAUAUUAUGGAGAACCAAUCAUUUCGCACGAGUCGGCUACAUUUCUACAAGGUAGACACUUUCGUACAGAAAACUAAAAACGUCGACGGAAUACAUCCAGAAGUGAGGCAUUGAAUAACUAGCACGCGCGAGGCCAGACAUUUUAAACCUCUAAGCCGACAUAUUUUGGAUGGUCGCUAGACGCCCCAGGGCUAAUCUUCAGUUUGCUACCUUUUAAAUUAAUGCACAGGGCCCUUUGCAUAGGGACCAGUUAAUGCUUUAUGAUGGAUCAAGUGGGUUUGAUGCAGACUUGGGCACAUUAUUACGCAAGUGCUGGAAUGGCAAAAACUCUAAAUUUUAUUUACUUUGCCGAAUUUUCAGCGCCUUAUUUAACUUGCUACUCUUCACGCACACUAGGUAACGGCGUGUGUGUAAAGGUUUGUGGGCGAACUUGAACGAAAGGUACUGUGAUUGAUUACGUGAUGACAGUUUCUUAAACUGAGAGAAUAGGCUCCCGCGAAUUUUGCAGAAAGCGCGCACUGAACCGUGUGUUUUUGUAACGUCUCGUAGCACACUCGGUGAGUAUAUGUUCAUUAUAGUGCACUAUAGUCACUGGAUGUCGUCGAACCAUUUCCAUCUCUUGCGACUGCAUUAACUAUAGUCUGCGUCUCUGAAACAGUUAACCUGCGUGCUAUUGUGGUUGUUCGAAAAGCUGUCUUGUGAAUACUCGUCCGGACAUUUCUGUCUAGACAGAAUACCUAUUUAUUCAUCCGUAGCCUUUUCUCCCGAUAUAAGCACACUCCUUAUAUGUGCGCAUUUAUUAGCGAGCUACUGGGUCUAUGACUGAGGAAAAGAUGAUGUGUUCUUACCUGAAGAAGGGGUCCACAACUCGUCCGACGACGGGGAAGAAGAGAGAACGACAGAUCCUGAAAGAACUCGAUAUUUUCACCCAUCUGAAGGCCCAUUUACCACAGUGGUGGCAACGCAAUGACCAGGUCUACUGAAAAUUAACCCCCUGGAUUUAUCUAUCGCAAAAUCUCAAACCGAAUAUUUAAUGGGACGGUGGCAAGAAUAGUUUCGGUACCUGGCCACGUCGUACGCUCUGGUGUCUUAGGCGUCCCGCAUUCUGAGGGAACACGCACGGUACAAGUUUCUGAUACUAUGGCUAGGUGGGGUUCUCAACACAGGUCCACUCGCACAGAAAUUAUUGAAUAAUAAAUGAUUGCCUAAGCAGCCUUCCCAACCUGUCACACCCAAUCGCGAGAAUACUGAGCAGCUGUUCAUAAGUCGUUACCGACCAUAAGAAGCCAAGGUUUUGUGACGGUUUUGGCGAAUCUCACGCAUAGCAUAUUCCUCCCUUUUCACUGAAAAGAACGCGAUUCUCCAUCAUUUGUCGAGGAACUGGCAGCAGCCAAACCCUCCCAUUCACAAAUCUAACAUUCUCCUGUGGAGCUUGAGGUUACAAUUGAUCGACAGACUACAAUGUGCACGCGGACACAAUCCUUCAGCGAAACCAGAGCCUGAAUGGACUAACGUCUCCGAAACCGGACCUAAAUUCGACAUCUGUUGAGUAUGGCCGGCGUAUUCGCCUAGGACCAUUCCAAGCGUCCAAUCAGGGCAUUCGUAUCCAGAGAGAGUGGCUUCUACGCUACGAAAAAUAGGCAGAAUAUCACGAGAACCGGCCGUGAAUAGCACACGACUCUACCUAUUCUGUUUUUGUGCUCGGACGUAAAUUUUUCCCUCCCGCCUUUCUGUAGACAGCCAUUCAGUUCAGGCACUUUUCGAUAGUAACGCACCAGUGUUUCUACGUAACCCAUGUGUUCGACCACAGACACUGUAUUGCACACCAAUAAGGUAAACCAAUUACCUAGACUGAUGAAUGCGGGCGGUUCACAGUUAAAACAUCUCGACUCUAUAUUAUUAAUAGUUCGCUUUCCUUCUGCUGUCACCGAACAUGCUUUUAUCGUGACCCCUCAGCUUAUGUGGCGUAAGCUUCCUGUCUGAUGAAUUAAAGACUCUCCUGACAAUGGUGACGGCCUUCAUGCUGCCUAAUGUCUGUCGAUAAUUCCCUUCAUACAUGAUACAGAUGCCGAUGGGUUUGCCAUCGUGACAUUUCCCACACGCUGAUUGAGGCGGUUGCCGGAGACUAGUUUGAUUCUAUUUGAGUCACAACUAAACUACUAUCCGUAUCGUCGUCAAUUGCUGGUAAUAAUCACGUUCGUCAGCCAGUUCUGUCGUUUUUGCUGUGCACACUCCUUAUAAUUCGUCCUCCGUUGAUUACAGAACAAGAAGAAUGCAGCAGACCGACUUACCUCGGCAAGAGGCGCUCUAGAAGUUUAGAUUUCUUUACAUAUACCCUUCUGUCAAACAUAAUGUCAACACAGGCGCGCUAUCGAGACGUUAUGCGACUUUGAAAGCCGGGCGACGAGCGAUUUUUCCGAUCAAACCAACGCCAUACAACUCGGCAAACUGACGUGGUAUCACUGUACCGUCGCACAAACUACGGAUCCGGACAUUCGUGGUCCAUGCCCAUCUCUUUCCAUAGGCGGCAGCGUCUUAAAGAUUGCGAAUUGCAUGGAUGUCCCGAAGACGCUUACAUUCACUGCAACUGUUGGGCUCACCUACUUGUUGAAAAUGAUAUUAUAUUGCUCAAAACGUCACAAACAGAACUCGGCAUCGUCUCAGGUAGCCUCGCCUCAACAGUACUUUCGCAAUGAACUAUCGAAAAACCUGGAACGGGAGCAAAGGACAAAAUGUUUUCGAUACUAAAUCGCCACCUUGUAAUGUCUGUGUAGCUUGCGUUUCUUUCAAGGCGUGGCAUUAACAGAUGCGUGCACCAUCAGAACCCAUGUGCAGACUUUCUUCCUUUCCAACGACUAGGACUAUAUCAGCAAGUGGUCUGAAGCGGCUCCACUACGGCAGGACGUCGCUUGCGUGACGCCUGCCAUAUUUAGUGGAUGGAUAUAUCGCUUCGAGGUGCGCCUAUUGAUUCAUCUAGAUCGCGGCGAAGAUUUCUGCAACAAACUGGCCCAGGGCGUUUUCAAACUACUCGAAACCCGUAAGAUAUGUACAACUUCGACACGCCCGGAAAGGAACGGGUAGGUCGAGUAAAUCGAUAUUAUACUAUACCGUCUGUCAAAAACUUCAAGGACGACCCCUGUCGUCACGAUUGGGGAAAGCGUUUGCCAUGCGUAUUGAUGGUUUGCUGCACAGCCACACACACUACUGGGUAUGCCCCGUUUCUGAAUGUUAAGCAGACGUACUCGUUAAUUCACAGACUCAUGUUUUCCCCCACGUACGAUAGUUUGGCCGUCGUUACCGAAAAUGUCCACCGUGUGCUCUACAGCAUGGUGAGAACAAUGGUGACGACUUGCACUAAAUUAGUUCAUUGUGAUAGUGGACUUGAGCAGCACCUACCGCUCCCUCUCUCUCUUCCUCCCCCCACCUGGACCCGGUGUCAAGACAGAAUUAUGAAGACCCGGGGCGGGAAAGGACGCAGGUGGCUGGCACGGCGUAAACCCGCACUUAGGCGUACAACCACACACCCUGGUCCACAACGUACACUGACCAGGAUUUUAUACCACAACAACCAGCCCCACCAUCACCACCACCACCACCACCAAAGCUGAUACUGACACCAUCAACUUAUCAUGUCCAUACUAUCCCCGUACAUUGACCUCACGCAUUGGCCUAGUCGGUUACUUGCGAAUUCAUCGCACAGAGACUGGCGAACCAGUGCCCGGAGCACCAACCCACACUAGCCGCAUCCACCUCUACUAUCCACAUCCAUUCGCCGCAUGGCUCUAUUGGGCCACAUGCGCGUCAACAAAAACCUGCGGUAGACAGCCGCCGGUUGCACCACACCAUCACAUCCUCCCUCCCCAGCAUCUCAUCACACGUCAACAUCACCCACCGCAAGCACCAAACUGCCACCUCCCACGCAAGUGAGAAAUCUGCGUUUCGGCUCCUUCUCCAUGUGACUCGACUGCCGCAUGUGUGAUCGGAGUCUAACCCGAAGACGAUGCAUCGAGUGCCGUGGCUCGGAAAGCAGCCGACUGACACCCCAACCAAGUCCACGCAGUCCGCCCAGCUGUGUGUGUUGUGUGGAGUGGCGGACUGGAGGGCCAAGAGCCAGGCUGACACUCGUGCAUGCGAGGUGUGUGUGCUUUAUGGGUAGUGCUUCUCUGUCGAGGACUGUUUGGUUACCCAACCUUAAAGGUUGACGACCCAGGCUAAAUGCAGGGCCACGUGUCGCCCUUCUAUGUCAAAGGUCUGACAGCCUGUGCUAUGCCAGUAUCAACAAACUAUGGCCCUCGCAGCCUGAUAUGCGCUGGCAGUUCCCUGCCGGUGGAUGUGUUUGCGCUCCCGCUAGGCAUAGAGGUGGUGGGCAUGGCUACCCAGUCAUCCUCGUCCUUCUGACCCAUGUUGGUAUGUUGUUGUUGUUGUUGGUCAGGUGUAUCUUGUAGACCAGGCGGUGUGGUGGCACGCCUAGGAGCGGGUCCGGCUGUUCCAGCCGCCUGCGCCUCCCCCCGUCCCGGUCUUCUUGACUCUGUCUUGACACCGGGUCCGGGUGGGGGAGGAGAGAGUGCGGUAGACACUGCGCAAGUCUACUAUCACUAUAGACUAAAUCACGCGCAAGUCGCCGUGCCUGCUGCACCUUGCUGUGUAACAAACGGUGGACAUCAUUGUCAACGACGGUCGAACUGUCGUACGAUAACAAAACGUAAGGGGGUGGGUGGGUGGGAAGGGACACGAAUCCCAACUGGCAAGGCGUGUACCUGCACACUGGUUUGUCAUUACAUCUCCAAUGUUGGCAUUUGUUAUGGGUGCGCAUUCCCGAUAACUCAUGCCGAAUUCCGAUCUAGCCCCGGUGUUGGUCCAGCGCAUCUACCGCGUCGCUCAUUUUAGGGGCAAUUUCCCACAUAGCAUGCAGAAAAUAGGUGUGUUUCAAAGGAAUCCUGACAAAACCGCUUCCUGUCUUAGUUCUUUAAUGCAGAAUUUGGUUUAACCGUACGAUAUACUUGUUUCCAAAGAAUGGUGCCGAUACAAUGGAGUUCUAUAUGUUGGCCCUGAGCAUUACGUAGUGUUUUGUUAACACGAAAACCGAAGCAGCCAUGAACCACAGUGGACUUUACAGUGGUAGGAUAAAAUGCUGGCUGCGCGCCAUGCAUCGAUCAAUAGAUCGAAAAUGGGAGCAAAUGGACGAGACCCAGCAUCGGUUAAAGUUUUACCUUUUCAGAAAACAACCUCUCCUGGAAAUGGUCUCUUGCCCUUAACUCAUUUUGCUGGUAUCUGCGAAUUUUACGACAUUACUUUUCAUUUGUAUGGUACCUGUUUUAGCCUUUGUGGGGACUUCAUUUCUAUCUUUCUACUAAACGAAUAUAUUUUUCACAGUCCUCUUUCACCAAGAAACACUGCGGUUAUACUGUGACUACUGCCCCCCCUCCCGGGUGAAGUUUUACUUUAGGUGCACUUUGUAGUACCCGUUCUUCCGAUUUUUACAUCAGUCAUAGCCAGCAACCUUCUGUUGGAUGCAAGAGAUUCAAGCUAGUUGCCUGACCAAGACCACGGAACUACACGGUUUCUUGGCCAGUACUGUUCCUCGCAGUCGCAUGCAUGCCUCAUCUCCCAACCUAUGUGCUAAUUACCCCUUCUCUUUUAUAAUCGGUCAGUUAUUACGUGCACUCGUCUAUUCUACCUUAGAAAUAUUGCAACUCUCAUGAUCAUCACCUUAUUUUGUGCGUGUAUGCGACGCUUGCGCCUUCUUUUCAGAUUCGACACAACCCUUCCAUUGUAGGUCUGAACGACUCUUAAUUUAUCCUCACUCCUCGACCGGUUCUCCCAAUUUGUCUGCAUCAGUCGGAAGGCUCUGUCCGACACAUAUGAGGAACCAAAGGACAAAGAAGAGGUUUAGUUUGAACUUACUUACCUUCAAAUUCCAGACUGACCUAUACUGAUAGACGAAAACAGCAGUUGCUGGCGGAUAAUGAGAAGGAAAAGGCUGUUAUAAAAAAAUUGUCGAAGAAGCUAGGACUUAAUCGCCGUAAGAAAAAGGAUGGUACUUCGAAGCAGCCGGCAUGGAUGCGUGACAGUGGACUGGAGUGUACGUUCUGAUCAUUCUGUGUAUUAUAGUGUUUUAGAUUUGCUGGGGUUCAAUAAAUAUGCCUCCGAUCAUGAGGAACAGUCGGUUGAGGGAAAUUCAUUGGGUGUCCGGAAGUCUACUAAACGUAUGCGUAUGUUGCACUCUUACUUUCGCUUUAGAGUCUCAACACAAUAUAUAUGGCCAAGACUCCGAAGUCGAUGAUGUGGACGCGGAGGAAUCCAUGGGUAUGUUGGAGGGAUUUUGAUUCAUAUUGUAAUGGUAAAAUGCUCAGGAUGACUUCGUUUUGAAUAGGCAGUAGUAUAUUGACUGUUUAUAACCUUUUCUCCGUUGCCUCGUAAGGGAGAGGCAUCGUUCUGCAGGCGCAAAAGAGCGUAAGUACGCCGUAUCGGCAAAUGCGUGUUUUGGCCCCGUUUAUAAAAUGCGCACUUAGAGUGCGCGUUGGCCCUGACUGUUUACGGCCAAGCGAAAUAAGGCAUCUAACUUUAUCUUUCACUGCUGUUGCUCAGUGUUCUCCGGCCGAGGGCUCGCAUCUUGACAGUAUCAAUGACCUAUUCCUUCAGCCCGUAGCCCGGGACUGGCCGGUACCCCCGUUUGAAAACUGGGUUUGUCAACUCGGAGCACCAGGCGUGCGUUCUGAUGUCUCAUCUCAGUUUCAGGUGGUAGGCGACGAGAUUGGAACUUCAUUUACUGGAUCGAAAUUUGUCGGGCUGCCCUCACUCUAGUAUGAGGUCGCGAGUUUUUUUUAGCGCGCGUGGGUUCUGUAUUUACAUGCUCGAUCUUUUUCGUUGCCUGAUAAUUUCACGCAUGGAUAUCGUUUGUUUGACUUAUGGCCUAACACACGACUCCUGCAACUUUAAGGAUGCAUGCGAAAUUCGCGUUUGUGAUGCCGUCCAAAAGGGGAGUCCAUAUCCUGGUCGCUUAUCCUGUUUACAAUCCUGUGUACCUUGUUAUGACCUGCGCUUUGUCGCCUCUGUUCCUCUGUCGGCAGAUGGAGCCUCUUUAGACAUUUUGUGGGUGUAAGGUUUGGAAGUGGACGAAUGAGUUUUGUGGUAUAACAGAAGUGGCCAUUCCGUUGUCCGUUCCAUUUGUUGGGAAUCUCUUAAUUAUUGGUUGAUGCAGAAACUGUGUGGGCCUUCAAUCAUGAACUCCAAAGUAAAGCCGAAAUGCCCAUUUCCGCCCUUCAAUCAGGAUAGGUCGGUGAACACCAGUCUCAUCUAGUACUUACAGAGAAAUUGUGCUGAGAACGCGAAGUUUGGCUAGGUAAGCUUGUGGAAGGGUCCUCAAACGUGAAGAGGUUUUGAAAGUAUGUCAAAUGUUCCUUAGACGGUACUGUAUUGGCGCCGGUAAGGACGCCCAAAUAUGUGGCAGAGGCAGUGGACAGAGCGGGUGGUCUUCUGAAUCCUUGCGUGACGGCCUUAAGAAGUUGUCCUGCUUCGCCGUCGGACUUCAUAGUCACGGACACACUCCAUAUGCUGCCAUUUAAACUAUGCCGUAUCAAUACUGCUAGGAACUCUUGUGAUCAAACAAUCUACUGUGUACUGAUUCAAAAGAACAACGAAUAAUAAUUGAAAAACGCGUAUAACCGCCUAUCGAGUGCCGAGGUAACUGUCGAAUCAGUCAGUAAGUUAUCGGUAACAGAUUGGCUUGCGAUGUAUCUUUUCUAAGGAGCGACGAAUUAUGCAUAGAAACAACGCAACACAGCCUUACGCGUACUCGUUGCCCACGAGCUCAACAUGUUGGUGGGAUUCCGCGAGAUCGGAGUGGGCACCACAGCUGCAGAACUGUCCCAAGGAGUGAAUAGGUUGAAACAGCCCCUCAAUGUUACUCUGAACCUCCAUUGUCUGGGCAUCAACGCCGAUUUCCAGCAAGUUACUGUCUCGAUGGUAUGGAACGUCUUUACCGCCUAGCUCACAAAAAGCCGAAAAAUUGGUUUUCUUAUCCGCUGACCACUUUGUGCAACUUCUGGUGGUUGUAUCUCACGUUUAUUCCACCUUGCCCGUGCUUGCCCCAAAUACAGGCCUAUCACUUGUGUUCUUUUGGUGAUAUAGAUACUGGAACCACCGCUACCCAGAUUGUGAUGCAAACGGCGGCUGGUAUAUCGUGGAGGGUUUCCCCGCCUCUCACGUAUAGGUUCGCCUGCUGAACUCCGUGCCUUACUUGUCUCCGUGACCUGCACGUUUAAUCUCCAAACCAGUAGCUCUUUUGUGCCAUGUAGCAUCUUGAAAAUAUGACAAACUAGAGCUUGGGCUGUAAGGGCACUUAAUCCAUCUUUUUUUUCUAAUGCUGGUCAGUUGAUUGUCUGAAGAAUUUGCGAAUAACGUGGUGAUCCUUAUAAAGUGACUUUGUCUAUCUGUCGUGUUGAUGAUUUUUGACCACCCUUUUAUGACAUCUUGGGUCUCCUGUUUGCGUUUUACCCCGUCUUAAUUGCUUCAGUGUAUCUUAACUACCCUACCUGCCUACAUCCUUAUAAUUAAGAGAGCGUAAUCAUAGCCACCAUAGCUCAUGCUUAUGUCGACGUACUCGUUUACGCCCUCAUCCGCGAUCCUCAAGUCAUACCGCAACUUGCAUUCGGCGUUUUCUGAUGAGUCUUUGUCACUUUUUGGAUCUCUUUCAGAUACGUCCGACGAGGAUUCGUUUGCAGAAGACUUAGCUGCACCUAAUCCUCCAAGCACGAAUCUUCGUAAUGGCGAAGAAGCAAAAGAAAGCUCUUUGAGUCUUGAAACAAGUAAAGCGCACAGCGCCGAAGAGGAUUCUCCGAGCAACUGGACCGCUCUUCGCAAAAACAUCCGCCGGCUUUUGAACUGCGUUUCAGAGGCCCAGAUGUCCCGCGCAAUUUCUGACAUUACGUCUGUAUUUGCCGACAACCCGCGUGGCAUUGUUCGUAGCAUCUUAAUAGAAGAAGUAGAUGUUCUACUAAAGGUAGAAAUUUAUUCGUCUCCCUCACUUUUUGCCACCCUUUAUAUUUGUAUUCUCUACUCAGUCUCUAAUUGUUAUCUGCCACACUUGUACUCUUCUUGUUGAUUAGUCUUCGCAACAUCUACAAAAACUAACUGAAUGUGCCGGCUAAUAAUUUUUCUUAUUGCGUGUUGCUCACAGUCCAACCUUAUUUUUUGAUUCGCGGAUAAAACACCUUCCUUUCUACUUACAUGCAGUCCUUCCCAUUCAGUCGGUCCCAGAGCGUCGGCUGGCUCCAGCAGGAGUUGGCCGCCUGCUUCUUAAGCAUCCAGGCCCGACUGGACCAGGCUGGUCAGGGUGCCCACCUGGUUGCGCAUAUAGCCGAAUACAUCGUUGGGAACAUUCCUCAGCUACAACCCUCCGCACCAAUCCCGGAUGGCCUUGACGGGGGCCUGCUGGCUUCUCGUGCCGUCUUUCUCUCAUACCUCUACCGGUUCGGGGUAAUUAUCAUCUAAAACUGCACACACAUUUUUGUUACCGCUAAGUAUAUUUUUGAAUGUUUCCUAAUGCUGCCCGACAGACUGUUUUUCAUAUUCUAGCUGGGUAUUCUUUUUUUCUCCUACAGGGUAUAACCGGCGACCUUAUUUUUGAUCUCGUUGACGAGUUUGUUAAUUCCGGACAGCUUAUGGCGAUGCAAGCAGCUCAUCAAAUGUUAAAACGUGAGAUGUCUUGGUCUUCUCUUAUCUUAUGGGUUUCUCUUAUCGUAUCUCUCUUGCCUCCUCACGAUGACUUUUACAUCUUUCCCGAAAGCAAUCAGUUCAGUCAUACGAAAGGAACUGGUUCAGCGGUGCCAAGAGAUUCACGCAAAAGUGAAGGGGCUUCUGUCGCAACCAGAUCAGCAAGAGUUUGACAAAGUGUAAGUAGUGUUUAAAGUUAGGCCCUGCUCGGUUCUCUGCCUUUAAUACCUCCGGCCUGCCAACCUUAUUCUUGGGAGGAGUAUGUAGUGCCACUUACUACGCCGUUUCAACAUCCUUUCAUAAUGUUACUCCCGUUUGUUAGCACGUUGGCCCACAUUUCUGCCUUCCCAAUCUUAGCUGUCAUGCCAAUUCUUUCUUCUACUCCUUAUUUUACCUCCAUUCCAGUUCGGAAUUGGAAAGUAUCCUGACAUGUCUAUCAGAAAAACGCUCCCAGGAACCAGCUUUAUCCAGCGCAGAUCACUUCGUAAAGAUGAUGCGCACAUGGAACAAGGGUAAGGAACUGACAUCUGUCCGAACCUACCUUUCACAAUUUUUGAUUUGCUGGUCUUGCAAACCACCUGCGAUGAUUGUUUGGAGCGUGCCUUCAAUGUUUUUUUACCUGGGGAGGGAGAGAGCAUCUCUCGGUUUUUUAAAACUUCAAUCGCCGAGCACUUUUUAGUCCCACCUGCCGUUACACUUUCAACCAGGGUUUCCAAACUAAAUGCUGUAUACACUUCGCCAAACUAAUGUCAUACAUUUCUCUACUUUGUUAGGGAGGCGUCAUCAAGCACUCAUGAAAUUUUACAAUGGAUGUGGACCAGGUUGCAUACUGUAUAUGUAGCAUUACUAAAGGUGCUGGUGCGAUAUUGUGUGAUUGAGCAUUUCACGGUUUUAAAAAUCUCAUAAUUAGAAACAUUAAAACCGAAAGAUACCCAUCAAGGAUAAAAUUUCAAGGAAACAUAAUUCGCCACCAAAUAAGUGGGUGGAGGAACCGGCAUCCUGAUGCGACUGAAAUGUUGUUGGAUAAUGCUGGACAAUCACUUAUAUUACAACCCUACUUAAGUAGUCAUUUCGAGUCGAAAAUAUAAUUCAGAAUUUCGGUGGAUAUUUCAUGAGAUAGCGCAUCUAUUGUAUGUGGAUAUCGCCCUCUUGAUAGAAAGGUCACGUUUUUACCUGAUUCUCUGCCUAUCUACCUGAGCUUCCACCUACGAAAUUUAGUCCGGAAAUUGAGCACGCUGUCGUUGAACGCACCGACUAAGUAAUUUGAGUGAAUUCAAGCACUCCUUUCCUCUAUCUUUUUGCCGAUUUUCUCUGCAUGUAGGCAUAUCAUUUCCCAAGGAGGCCCGCCUCCCCCUGCAUCUUGUGGAACUGCGAAAUCCCAGUGAAAAAGGCCGUUGGUGGCUUGUCGGUUCAGCCUUCCAUGGAGAAGCACUGAAAGGCCAGAGCAACAACGAGGGCGUAUCAUCGCGAGUACCCGAUGCGUCCGUUCUAACAAAGGAGGUAACGGGCAAGUCUUGUUUUCUUAACGUACCAAGUGGUGUCAUUAAACUUUCCAAAAUAUCUAACGCUACCAAUCAGACACGAGUUUCCAGAAGACUCGAAGAACUAAGCAAGUCCGAGAAGAGGAAUGCUAGUACCGUGGACCUUUAUUUCUCGUUUGCUUGCCUUUUCUCCGGAAUCCUGUGCCUAGUUCAAAGGUAUAACACUUGAACUCGAAGAAGAAGAAGAAGACGGUCAUGUCCAUAGCUUCCUAUUGCUAAGACCCAGUGUGUGUUUUUAUCUCUAGCCUUUGUAAUUUCACUACCUUAUGCUACUUUAUUCCAAUAUUGUCCUAACCGUUAUGCUGACAUCUUGUUAAUGUACGGAUCAUAUCAUGUUCCUUAUAUCAGGUGUUGGGAGGUACAUUGUUUAAGGGGUGAUUGAAAAAACAUAUUUUGCGUAUUUGACUAAAAAAGCGCUAGGUCGGCCGACGAACCUCUGUCCGCGUUCGAGUUGCCCCGUUACUCUAUCAGUAUUGGUUAUUGCCACAUAACACUCCGUCCAAGAAUAUUUCUUCAGAUGAAAAUCACUGGGAGCUCAACUGCACGAAGCCCACUAUCCCGGACGAGGCGGACUCUAGGUCGCCGACUAUCCUGGCGUCGUUCGCCGUAACUUUCUGUGAUCACGUCUCAGAUCAGAGAGGAAAGCCCUAUUCAUAGUGAGUAAAGUUAAGCUAUGCUAGCGUUUGGUCACCAUCAUGAGACGACCAUCCACACUUCCCAUCCUUUUAUUAAAUUUAUUUCCCGUGCACAUUGUUGGCGACCUACAUAGCUGCCAAGCCGUCUACACCUUUUAAAAAAUGCUGUUUCAGGACCGUUUUGGUACUGUGCAACUGCCAACGUUUAGAGCAUUAGGGGCGAAGAAGGCCUGUUUUCAGUCCUCCGAUUCAAUUUGGUUUAAGAGAGUCCUUAGCAGUCGCCGUUUUAGCGUAUUUUUGUUCUCCGAUGCCGAUGAAUAGACUUGUGUGACCCAGUGCUAGUGGUGUCUAGGUACUAACGGUUAACGUUCCGUAGUAAACCAUGAACUGUUUUCAUUUAAUGGCCCAGUUUGAUGCGAUUGGUGUCGCAACCGUCUUUUCAAUGCCUGAUGAAUAACCAUUUUAGCCCAACUAUCCCAGCACUGCUCUGGUUGAGUACCAUGAAUUUCCUCACUUUCUUUAGUUGGCUGAUGCUGCUGAUCGACUGGGUCUCAUAACCCCGCUCCGACGCCAACUUUUCGCCCUCCUCAUGUCGACCCCCGGUGGUCCAGACAGCACCGCAGCCGCACUUUUACGAGCUUCUGGCGGCGACAAAAAAUCCUCUGCCGAACAUCGUGAACGUGAGGUUGUGCAUGUUGUACUACAUUGUCUCAUCUCCGAACAGCCCUUCAACCGCUUUUAUCCUCGCGUCCUAGGUGGUCUCCUCAACCAUCAGCGACAGUUUGGCGUAAGUUUUUUUUCCUCUUCGCACCAUUGUCACUAUGAGGAGCUGCGAGCGUUAAUGUCGGGUUGUUCUUCGAAAAUACCAAGACUUGUUGGUUCGGGGCAGGCCAUUGCAAAUGUUACAAUUCCCAAGACGCGUUAAUUGGCCUAUGGGUGCUACUUAGUCAGGGGCCUGUUUUAGGGACUCAGUAGCGUACAAUGCAUCUGUAUUUUUAUUGGAGGACAGCUUUGGCUUGCAACCUUCCGGUCGAGUGUGUGCGAGUUCACAGAACACCGAACUUUGUCUGAACAAUAUUUUACUGGCACUCUGAACUAAUCUAAGGCAACGCUUUAAAAAACUUUAGGCAAUAUGUAUCGCCAACAGAAACAAAGGAGACUGGAAUGGCCAUUUCUAGCUUAUUCUGUCAGGCCAGCAAGGCCUGAGAUCUGGACACAAGUUAGUUGGAAAAAGGCCGCCAUGCAGUCAGACUAGGUGGGUGAAUGUCAUGCCCCUGUGACUUUCGAAGACAGCGGGCUCAAAAUUCGAGCGCUAGGGAACCCGAUUAAUUCGCCAUGCAUGGGAAUCCUAGUAAAUGGCAAUUGGCGUUCUGAUGGCGCUUGGUGAGUGUUCCAUUUUUCUAUUAAAGGUGCAUUUACUUUUAGCUGCUGAUACGAUGUGCAUUUUGGGACGUGAUGUCCAAAGAAAACCUUACCCGAGAGGCGAAGUCUAACAUUGGCAAGGCUAUUGGCAUGCUCGCAGUUGUCUACGAUUUCUCCUUGGUUGUACUUAAGGUGGGUGUUGAUUUUACGUUUCAGUAUGUUUAUCAAUUCCACUCUCCACUUUUGUUGGUUUAUUUUACAUACGGGAGUGUGCAUGCCUUUAGUUAUGAGCCAUGGGUUUAUUAAUAUCUCUUCAGCGCCUAAGACCUUUGUCCUUACGGCGGCCGCCUGACUGCUAAAUUCUGCUGAGCGGCCAGAUUGAGCUCCUUGAUCGUUUAGCAAUCUUGCUUUAUCCACGCGACUUCUUAGUCGAUCCUUCAAAUGCCGCCUAUGUUGUACCAUACACUGGGUCAAAGGACGCUGUAACGGUAGGCGAGCCCAAGUGGCCUGCUUGUUGUUGGGUAAAGUUCUGCUUUAGAUAACUGGCCGUAUUCCUUGUGGCCAUAACAGAGUUGGAGUUAAGCCCUGCCUGCUGGUGAUUGUUCCGAACCCCCCCUGCUCGCUCCUCUGUUUUCGAGGGAUGCAUCGCCCAUGUCACAGGCUGUGGAGCUUUAGGCAGCUAACGAAUAUUGCCGAGACUCUGCCUCCUUUCCCACAUCAUAAGCCUAUUUGGGGAGUUGGCAGUCGCCUGUAGUACAUUUCAGUUCUCGCCCAAUAUUCAAUGGAAGUCGAGGCCUUGCACCGACACAUGCUCAACCGUCUGCAAUAAUUCCGCAUUUGCUCCAACUGUCGUUGUCAACGCGGCUUGUAUCUUGCCACCAGUCCCAGCGAUCCGGGCAGUGGCUCACUCUGUUUACUUCUCGCAGACGCUCUUGCAAUAUUAUAGUGCUUGGGGGUGGGGGGGGGGGGGAGCUCUUCCCAACAGGCAUUGCGGCAGCAUCACACCGCUAGCCUGUCUUGUGAUUGGUAGCGUGUCACCGUGGGCAAUAGGCCAGCAUCAUUGUUACCUUUCACCUCGCAGUGAUUUUGGCAUCAGAUGAUUGCGAGGGCGCAUUCUUGUCCUUUGGGGGAUUACUACUAGACCUAGGUGAAGUUUUCUCAGCGAUUGUCGGAUUAAUUUACUGUCCAUAACAACGCGUGCCGUUAUGUUCUACAACCUUUUCUACGACCGCAAUGGGUUCGGUCCAGUCAGAUGAGGACCAGUAACCAGCGAACUGGGAAUUUUAAAUCCGCUUGGUUUUCUAAGGUGCCCUUUGAUUAUUGAAGACCCAACUUCUGAAUUUUAGUGUCUUCUCUUGGACAAAUUUCUCGUAAAGAUCGCCAGAGCAUAUCACUAUACCACUCCCUUUCUACAAUAGAAUAGACCGACUGUACAACCAUCAUAUUGCGCAGUGGACUGAUCUAUACACGCUUACUAGGCAAUGUGUCUAUAAGUUUACACUUAGGAGAAACUUGGGGAAACAUUUCGAAGCAAGGUAACCGAAAGUGCCUACAUCUAAUGGUUCCCUCGCUGGUCCAUUUUCAUCAUAGCAAAGGGAUUUGUAGGGCGUUUAAUUCGACCUUACAAGCUUAAACCGCGUUAUUUAACGAGGUGGGCUUUGUGGAAUAUGACGUCUUAUUGAACUGUCUUAGCCAGCCGGAUAUUGCCACGACUAAUACAUUGCUAACAGGCUACACGUUUACUCAUUAGUUUCUUAAAGGCGUAGGCUACGGUAGCUUACUUUACGGUGGACCUCGUUACAAAAUAGUUAAAAAACUGCACAAUCUAACCUCAGUUUCGUCGUUGCCAUUCAACGGACGUUUGGUGCUCCUUCCGCAAGCUCUGCAUGUAUGCCGGCCCUCAGCUGGGGUCGUGAGGACUUCCUGCAAUUUCUGUUCCAAGUUGAAGGCCAACGCACGGCUUUAACUCGGUAUAAUCAAUGGCUAUUUGAACUCGUGAAGGUUUUGGGAGGAAAAGGGGUCUCACACUUUGGUUGGGGCAGACCUUGUUUUUAUUCUUUGGGUCACGUUCCAACUAGUUACUGCCUGCUACUCUUUCCUUUGGACCUCGCUCCAUCGAAGCUACCUCUCACCCUGCAUUAUCUUAAUUUUUGGUGUAGUUAAGGUAUAACAGUGGUUGGAGCAUCGGACCCGACGGGACACCUUCCCUUAGGUACAAUGGAAGUUGACAUGCAAAGAAUUUUUUGGCUGCAUGAUGCUCCAGGUUAUGCAAUGUGUCCUGAGGGGCAUCAAAUGAUAGCAAAACGGCUCUACGUCUCCCGUAUGAACGAUUACAUGGGAUUCUUCAAAGUGCCUUUGUGUCGUUGACGGUGGCGUUUUUAUUUCGGCUUCGAUGACAGAACGUUUUGAAUAGACCAGGUGCACUGGUCCAGCUCUCACCGAUUUAUAACUCACCUCGUACACCCUUGUUCCCGUUACUCUCCCCUCGUGGGCGGGCCGUCCUCGAGGAAGACCUUCGCAUCUACAUCCACCUUGCUGAGGUUCAGACCGUACUCAUUCUGGUGAACCCCCCCCCCUCCACUCUUGGACAAAAACAGCUAGACUGGGAGUUUCGCUCUUGUCGACCGUUAACGAUGGUCUUUUGGGUGUUUAGAGAGUUUGCCGACGGGAGGUACAUGUUUGUAUCAUUGCUAAUUGUCCACUCGGGAGACGUUGGAUUACUUAGCAGGAUCGCCAACCUCGGGCAGUUCGUGAGGUUCCCCUGAGGUGCCGUUGAGCGGUGAGUAAGAUUCUUGUAUGUGGAUAUCAAAGGACCUUUACCUGAAGAUUUAGCCUGCUGUAAGCUAUCCUGUUGGUUUGUUUCACAUUUUGAGUCAGGCACGGUGCUGACUGAUGUGAGUUUUAGUUCUCCAGUAUGGAUCGCAGCUACAUUUUGUAAGUGCAUUACGCCCUACUGGCGACCCAUCUAGCAGACUCCCCAGCUAACUAACGGUACUUCUUACAUCUUCGUGCACUUCCAUUACCUUGUCGUAUGGAGUCUAUGGGAGGCUGAUCAGGGUGAAUACUCCAUACUGUUGAAUCUGAUGCUUCACAAUAACCGUCAGCGCGACCAUUAGGCAAAGGCCAUUGGAUUUUAGCUCAUACUAACUUUCGGACCGAGCCUGAAAGGGUUUGUCUCGAAGUAUUUAAUCCAAGUCCACGCAUUAGGUUCUGAGGAAAUUAGAAAGCUUAGAUUGGAUGUCUUCGUUACAAAGUUUCUUCUUCAAAUACCAAUCAAAUGGUAGUCCAGUCCUUGGUUGAAAAUAUUACUUAGGGGGUUUGUUACUUGCAUUUUGAUAUGCUACUUUUCCCAUUUAGAAAUUUAAUUUCGGUGAUGCAUCAGUGGCCAACACCUCACUUUUGUCUGCGGUCCUACGGGAAUUUACCGGCUCCUCCUUUGGUAAAACUCUCCAGAAGUUCGCUCACUUUGCCAAUGCCUACCCGAAGGUGGGCCGGAACCUGAGAAUUUUCAUGCGGAAACUAAGCAGCACGUGCGAUGACGAGGCCUUCCGUGCCUUUUUGUCGAAACUUGCCUCCGAGUUGCGCGACUUGGUACCUUGA
Messenger RNA from Spirometra erinaceieuropaei, 18460 nucleotides. The record is from the annotation of a GenBank genome assembly. Lineage: Eukaryota; Metazoa; Platyhelminthes; Cestoda; Diphyllobothriidea; Diphyllobothriidae.